Messenger RNA from Vitrella brassicaformis, 1189 nucleotides. The record is from the annotation of a GenBank genome assembly. Lineage: Eukaryota; Vitrellaceae.
GGGCAACUGGGCAUAUCAAUAACUCAAUGAACAUGGAUUCGUCUCGUGAACGAAACCGACAGUGAAAAAACACAUAAGAGCACUUCGUAAGAGCACUUGGUUCGUCCUCUGACUUGCCGCACUUGCAGCAAGAGGAUUCACUCACUCAGCGCACAGGCCUUCCCCUCAAUCGCAACUACUCCCUUAUCUUAUCACCCGCCCUCCCCGGUCUUAUCGCUCAGUAGAAGAACUCAUGCUUCUGCACGCAACACGCAAGAGGGGCACACGCAAGCAACAAAAGCGACGAGAGAUGCCGCGUCAGCUGAUUGCUUGUGGUCGACUUGCUCCCUCACCUUAUCCCACUCGAAGUGGUAUUUCUGCCUGAACUGGGCCAGCCCGACGCCCAGAACGCUGUCGAUCUUUGUCUUGAAUUGCGGGUGCUCGGCGAUCAGCUCCUCAUAGCGCUUGGCCGCUGCCUGGGCAUGCUCCUCAAUGUUGUCCACACCAUCAGCUGCACAAGCCACAGAUGGAUGCCAAGAGAGUGCUCAUGUGUAUCGUCAGUGAGUGUAUGUACCUGACAUGACGCCAGUGCCCGCGAUUCCCGUGGAGCGUCCCGCCUCCUCCAUGACCUCGUUCAAAUGAUCCUUCACGUCCUCCACCUGUGAGAGAGCGCCACAACAGGCACAUCCGAACGCAUGUAUGUUCGUUAAAUGCAUGUGUCAUGCGUGCGGUGUACCUGGUAGAGGACGUCCAUCAUUUCCGAGAUGUAUUUCAUCCGGUCUCCCACGCCCUCGAUGUGACCGAAGGGCUCGGCAACCGCCUCCAGACGCUCAAGCUCAGCCUCCCACAUGGGCAGCUCCUGGACCAGCAGGAAGUAAUCCUGCCAAUUCGAAGCCAUCACCUGCACCGCAAACGACACACAGAACAACGGGCACGCGCAACAGACGGAAAGAUCUGGGUGUGCUGACUGCGCAUCGUCUCUCUGUCGUGUGUUGCUGACCAUCGACUGGAAGUCGCUUGCCCUCUUGGCGACUCUUGUGGCGUCCAUCCACAUGUCGUCGUCCAACUUGGUUGGCGUCGCGAAGGUCCGCCGGCUGCCCAGAAGAGCAUCCGGACGCCGGGCGAGCACCGACGUGCAAGAUCCACAUGUGCGUGUCAAGCGACGGAGCAGCAUCCGGAAGGGCGCAGCCUCGAGAACGUUGGCUUGUUG